AGUUUUAUGUAUUUUUGUCUAAGACAAAAAAAGUAGCACGUAACAAUUUGGUUUUGUUUAUUUUCUGUCUUGAACACACAUAGCCAAAUACAAUAUUUUGCUUUUGUGUAAUUUUUUGUGUUUGAAUGAUGAGAAACUUGCAAGCAGAAUUCAAUAAACAAUAUCUAUGUUAGGUUUAACUUUGAAUUUGAAAGAUGACAGUAAAUGUUGCACGAAAUUGAUAUAGAGGACUUAAGCUGGGUGUCUGCUGCUUCGGGCAUUAUAAUAAUUGCUUUUACUAUUCUUCUUUAUUGCAUUGCAUGUGGUACUCAUUCCUUGGCAUUGGUCUUCUGACUCAUGGUGUUGCAAAUUUUAAAAUACAAUGUACAUUAGUUUUAAUUGGGUUUCUUAUGUGUAUCAGUUUUCAAAUACUGGCCUGCUGCAUUAUUAUAGUUCCAAGUUGCUACUGGUAUUGGCUGGCUAUGCUAUUCACGUACGCCUACAUGUUUGGCUUAUAAAUUAUAAAUAUGUUACUUGCUUCAAGUCAUGCUGAGAUUGCCAUUUUCUUCCAUUCAAGUCCUUUAUAAUGUAACUAGACUGUUGCAUUAAUUAUUUGUACCUUUUACUUAGCUUGCAACAUCAUGUGGUUGGGAUUGUAAAGGGAUGAUCUAUAACUGACACCUGAACAGGAUGUGGGACUUUGCAAAUUGCUAAAAGCUUGCUCUCUUUUGAAAUCUUGCAGGUUUGUACCCUUUAUCCCAAAUUAUUCAUCUACCCAAAAUCCUGUUACAGUUUUACUUUAGUCAGGAUUAGAUUAUUGAUAAUGUAUUUAAAAUCUUCUACAUUCAUAAUAGGCUUGUCAAAGUAUAGAUGGUUGAAAGUAGUUGAACAGCUGAUAUUUAAUCAUUAUUUUUCCAUGGAUAUGAUUAUAUAGGGAAGUUGUUGAAAAGAAAAUUCUACAAUCUAAGUACAUCUAGGAAUUGUAGAUAUUAGUACAAACCUAUAAUAAAUAUAUUGAUCACUCUUCAGUUUCUGCCUUUUUUGUAUUUCAGUCUUCUUGUAGUUGAGCUAUAUGUGUGGUUAGGCAUUAAUAAUAAAAUCAUGCAUCAGAGUACACAACCACACAAUCAUAACAGACUAGUGUCCUGAGAGCAUAAUUCACUUAAUGCUCAAAACACAUUUUAGCUUUGCUACUGUUGUCCACAGCAAAUGUUUACAACUUGAAGAUGUUAAAUGCCAAAAGAAAAUCUUAAUGGGUGCUUGUACAUAGGAUAUUUAAGGGGACUAAAUUUAAAUUAUUUAAUCAUUUUGCUCAACUUUCACCCUCAUUUUGUCUAUGGUUAUUUUUGUUGUCAUCCUAGUGGUUCUUAUGGGUUGAUUGGCCUAGUCUGCAAAUUGUUUUUAUAUAUUUAUAUAGCAAACAACCUGAUCUGCAAUUAUAAUUUGUUCGUUUUUUAUUUUCUUCAAUGUCACAACCUACUUUCUUCUGAACCAGCUAUACGCCCCUGGAAGUGGGGCAGAGAUUGGGAGUUGAUGGCCUGAAAAUUAGUACCUUUCCCCCAAAUCCCAUUUCAUAAAUAAUAAUAAUCUGCCUGCAUCUUCUUCUUCUUCUUCUUUUAAGUUCUAAUCUGCUUGCUUGCUUUCUAUUUGUUUAUGGUCAUAACUCAUAAUCUGCUUUUUUAAUUUCCUCUUUUAAUGGAGAAUGCGGUCUUUUUCUAUUGUAAUGUAAAUUUGUAAUGACCCGAGUUAAAUGAAUUACAGAAUUAGUU
Molecule: messenger RNA, 1748 nt
Organism: Rubroshorea leprosula
Lineage: Eukaryota; Viridiplantae; Streptophyta; Magnoliopsida; Malvales; Dipterocarpaceae
Source: the annotation of a GenBank genome assembly